This is a messenger RNA of Suillus paluster, 4611 nucleotides long. RefSeq lists its product as uncharacterized. Gene Ontology annotation, biological process: lipid transport; transmembrane transport. Gene Ontology annotation, cellular component: intracellular membrane-bounded organelle; membrane. The record is from RefSeq and is a predicted model, not a curated record. Lineage: Eukaryota; Fungi; Basidiomycota; Agaricomycetes; Boletales; Suillaceae. The transcript is spliced from 21 exons. The coding region runs from base 1 to 4611 and encodes 1536 amino acids. Gene Ontology annotation, molecular function: ATP binding; lipid carrier activity; ABC-type transporter activity.
AUGGCGUCUACGGGGAGUCUAUUCCUCCGGCAAUUUACAAUAUUGUGCUGGAAGAACUGGAUCGUUCUCUGUAAACAUUCGCUCUUGAACAUUCUGCGUUGCUUGUUGUUGCCGAUCGGCUACGGAACACAUACUUACAAGGGUUAUCAAGUUUUGAUUGUUUUCGCACAGACAUUCCUUGUAAAGCCAAACAACUACGGUUUUGGCUCUCCGGUCUCGGUCUACAAUUUCCAGAAUCAGUUUGAUGGCUCUCUACCACUAAUCUGGACUGAUGGAACCAAUGGCACUGGAACACCUUCUGCGCAACAGGUCAUGGCUCGCAUCACUAGUUACUUUACGCCAAAUCAACUCCAAGCGGUCAAGCAGGUUACGUCACCCGCAGACAUUCCAUCCCAAUGUCCCCCAAACCUCAUGUCAUUCUCUGAGUGUUUUGCUGGGAUCGCGUUCAACUCCCUUCCAAUGAGUGCGACGGACACGACUCCGAUUAACUACACCAUAAGCGCCGAUAGACGACUUACGCACAUUAAUGUGUACAGUCAUACUAGUGAUUUCGAGACCCGAAUUCUACCGUUGCAAUGGGCAAUAGACCAGGCAAUCAUUGAGCUUAGAGCUGGACAAGGAGCACCCACCCCUAUGGAAUGGCCGUAUACUCGGGAAACCAACCAACAACAGACCACGAAUAUGAGACUUAGUUACAUUAGAGCCAUCCGGAGUAUUCUUGUUAUUGCACUGUUUACUUGUUAUAUCGGGAUUGCGUACCAACUUCCAGGGGCAUUUGCUGGCGAGAGAGCCAACCUUCUGACCAGCCACAUGAAGGCCAUGGGUCUAAUGGAUGUUGCCAGAAUAACAUCGUGGCAUAUCAGUUUUUCUGUGGCGUAUUUUCCUGCAUGGGUUAUCGUUUCUGUUAUAUGGCACUACCGAAUUUUCAGCGGCACCAGUGUCGGCCUGGUGCUUAUUGUUCACCUUCUAUUGGGAUUAUCGCUUGCCAGUUGGUCCUUCUUCGUCGCGGCUCCUUUUGGCAAGAACCCUCAGCUUGCAGCUGCGGCAUCUACGUUCCUUGGUAUUAUGUUUGCUAUCCUCGCGCUAGUCUUCAACAGAGCCAACACGGGUGCGGCGACUAUUUUUACACUAAUCUUCCCACCCGGAUACUACGUCUUCGCUAUACGUGCCAUAUGUGGCUGGGAAAACCACCAGAUUCCAACCGACAUCCUUAAGCCAGAUCCAGAUAGCGAUCUGAUUUUGUUGCCCUUGAUCAUUGCCGCGAUUAGUCGUCCUCAGACUUUUGGUCAUGCCAGUCGCAGGCAGAAAAGGGCUCACUUGCCACCACAUCCCGAUGGAGUAGCGAUUUCUAUUAGGAACUUGGGUAAGACAUUUUCCCCUUCCAUGUUCCACAGAGAGAAGCGACCAGUCGCGGCCAUCGUAGACUUGUCCCUCGAUAUUCCUAAGUCCGGUAUCUUUGUUCUGCUGGGAUCAAACGGGGGGAUGUAUAGUGCCGGGAAGUCAACAGCAUUAUCAAUUAUUGGAAAUCUCCUGGGGCGCAGCACUGGAAAUAUCACUUUUGAGGGGGGUGUCUCUCGUCCUCCUCGCGGAACUCUCGGCAUUGUGCCUCAGCAAAAUAUGAAGAUUUCGAGCAGCUACUGCGCGACUGCGAUCUCGGAGAAAAAAAUACAUUCCAAUGCCAGCACGCUUUCGGGUGGUCAGAAGCGCAAGUUGCAGCUUGCUAUUGGACUUAUUGGAGGCUCCAAGAUCGUCCUUGUGGAUGAGUGUACAUCUGGCGUCGAUCAGUUAUCCCGCCGGGCGUUGUGGAGGAUUUUGACAUCUAUUCGCCAUGACCGAACUAUUGUGUUCACCACUCAUUUCUUGGAUGAAGCCGACCUCUUGGCCGAUAACAUAGCCAUCUUGGCCGCGCCAGGCAAGCUGGUUGCUGAGGGCACCCCUGUCGCUCUCAAGUCCAACCUCGGGCAGGGAUACAGCAUUCAAGACUUUCCGAAAGCCCCGUCGGAGACUUUGGAUCAUAUUCGCCAAGUGUGCCCCCGGUGCUCCAUGUCACUCUCAGCGCAGAAUCAAGCGUCAUACCACUUGAAGUCGAAGGAUUCCGUGGUUGUGGAGAAGGUCCUCCAGCUGUUGGAUAAGGAGCGCAAAACUCUCUGCAUCGUAUCCUACGAUGUGUUGGGGACGUCUAUUGAGGAUAUCUUCCUAGACCUCAUGGCCCGUCAAACUCGUAGUGCUUCUCCCGAUGGCACUGAGCAAUCCAUUUCAAGUUCAGGUGGUAUUUCUAAGCCUAUCCUGGCCGACUUGACCGACGGCCCAUCAGCUAAAGCUAAAGCUCUCGAACUUGCCUAUGGGCGCCUUCGUUCUCCUCUCAGUCAGGCUUUGACGAUUGUUCAUAAGCGUGCAUUGAUCACCCGCAGAAGUUGGUUGACAACUUUGUUGGCCAUGCUCAUCACAAUUUGCGGUUCAUGUAUCCCGCUAGUCUUUCUGUCUGGCGAGGGAGCAACAUGUACCCUGAAGUUCAAUAACGAGACCAUCAUUCCUUUGUACCUUCCAGACUCGCCUAUCUAUCUUCUGGCAUCUGGACCCGGUACCCAAAUAUUAACGUCGCCCCCCAACAUCACUGCGACUCUUGGAAAGACUGCCAUGUUACUGCAUACGGAGAACAUCUCUAACAAUGCAACCUUCGUCUCCAUGAUCCAACAGAACUACCUAAACUUAUCUUUUGGCGGGAUAUCGAUAGAUAUGCAGACGGGUGAUUCGUUAUUUGCGUGGGAGGCAACCCCGCCUGGUUUGACUGGUCUCACAAUGAUGAAUCUGGCGACAAAUAUACUCUACAAUCGGGCGUUGAACGCGUCUGGGAACGCUGCGAGCACACCAAGCCUCAUUUUCGCAAACUAUGCUAGUUUCCCACAACUUCCUGCAAUGACUCUGGCUCGUCUCAAGUGGGUUGCGUUCUUCGGAGCCACUAUGGCUGUCUUCCCUGCAUUUUUCUCCCUCUAUGUCUCCAGAGAGCGAAGAUCAGGCGUGCAAGCCAUGCAGCUGUCGAACGGUCUUUCAGAUCCCAUCGGGCUUUGGAUUGGCCAUCUCCUGUGGGACUCGAUAUUCUCAGUGACACUUGCUACGAUCAUCAUCAUCAUCUUCGCAGUCACCACGAAUCAAUUCCACGGCCUCGGUUUCUUUUGGGUCGUCCUUGUUUUGUAUGGCAUCGUUGGCGCUCUAUUUGCAUACUGCGUAUCGUUGUUUAUGUCGUCACCAUUGUCCUCUUUUGCAGCAGUGGCAGGAUACCAGAUCGCCAUGUAUAGCUCCAGUACCAUCAUCACGAUUAUCCACUUCACGCUUUCAGUAUUAUCACCGGUGGCUAGUGUUAUGCGUUCGGCCUUCGUAUCAGUGAACCUCUUCUCGUUGCUUUGCGACGGCACGACUCCCGUAACAACGGCAUUGCUUAGUAGCAUCAUGGUAUAUGGAGGUCCCAUCCUCUAUCUCUUCGUUUAUGGCUUUCUCUUGUUCGGUAUUCUCGUAUGGGUCGAUUCUGGGUCAAUCAUCCCUCGUCGGUUCCUCGAUACUAAGGGACGGCAAAUACGAAUGGGGGAACUGCAGGCGAGCUUUGAGACCAACAGACAAGAUGUCGCUACUGAAGCGCAUGUAGUGGCACACUCCAGUGACGCGCUCCGUCUUCUUCAUCUCACCAAGACAUUUGAUGGCAAAAAGGUUGUCGAUGACGUGUCUUACGGGGUGUCUCGGGACACCAUUUUUGCCAUGCUUGGGCCUAACGGGGCUGGCAAAUCUACGACGUUCAAUAUGAUUCGUGGCGACGUAGUUCCGGAUAUGGGAGAUGUGUUAAUCGAGGGGACAUCAAUGUUGACUUCUCCGAGAACUGCACGACUAUCUUUGGGAGUCUGCCCACAGUUUACUGCAAUUGACUCUCAGCUGACUGUCCGGGAACACCUUUUGAUCUAUGGAUGUCUGAAAGGCCUCAACAGGGGCCAUGAAUUGGACACGAAUGUCGAGGCACUCAUGGCUGCUACAACAUUGCAUGUGUAUGCUGACCGACUGGCAACUCAACUGUCUGGCGGGAAUCAGCGCAAACUCUCCCUUGCCAUCGCCCUCAUCGGCAAUCCCUCCGUUGUCCUCGUCGAUGAGUUCUCUACGGGAAUUGAUGCAAAGACGAAGAGGGACAUGUGGGGCACUCUCAGAAACGUCGCUGUCGGUAAAGCAGUUGUUAUCACAACACAUUCCAUGGAAGAAGCUUCAGCUCUAGCAAACAAGGUUGGCAUCAUCUCUAAACAGCUGCUGGCUGUCGGUACAAUUGAUAACCUGGCCUCACGUUACGCCACGUACCAAGUGCACUUCUCCUGUCCGACACGAGAAGACGUGACCAGAGCUCAGGUCCUCAUGAGUCGUAUUCCUGGCUCCCGUCUAGCCGACGAUGUUGCUACGCGCUUCGAAGUUCCUAUACAAGAAGGUAAUGGGCUCACCCUAGCACAAUUGUUCCAUUUUCUCUCGUCUCAGGGCGAUUUCCAAGAGUACAGCGUGGAAAAGGCGACACUAGAGAGCGUGUUCCUUAAGGUUGUUAGAGGAAACAAUGUCUUGGAGGAAGAUAAUUCCUCUAGAACAUGA